Molecule: messenger RNA, 939 nt
Organism: Seminavis robusta
Lineage: Eukaryota; Bacillariophyta; Bacillariophyceae; Naviculales; Naviculaceae
Source: the annotation of a GenBank genome assembly
AUGACGAAAAGAAAAGGAAACCUUCAGUCCGGUGACGCUGUCAAAGAGAGGGCAAAGCCAGGUAGACAUGGAGUGAUUCUCAGGCAUGACAGGGAGGACGGAAAGAAGCAUCAAUGGAUAGUUGAAUUCACAAAUGCGGAUGGGUCCAAGUCUGAAGAGCCAAAAGGCUCUCGCGCGUUGCAAGCAAUCGAUCCAGUCCAAGCCAACAUCAAUACGAAUGAUGAAGCCAAUGAGCCUCCCGUGGUGGCUGAAACCAACGAGCCUCCCGUCGUGGCUACAACCAGUGAUGAUGAGCAACCCGCCAUUCCCGCAACUCCUUGGCGACGACCAACACGUAGAGCAGCUAUCAACCAUGCAGUCUGCCCCACCCCCGCAGUCCAAGAACAAGAGCCGGCACCAGCACGAGCAUCUACCUCUUCGUCUUCGUCGGUUUCGUCGUCUCGUGGACCAGAUUUCGAUUGGACUACAUAUCAACCACCUGACAGCGACAACGACGAUCAGAGCAGUAACGGAGGCUUUCCACAACCACCAGAUCAACUCUCCGAAGAGGAACAGUCCUUACAAGAAGAAGACGAAGCCACCAACAACGAGCAACCAAUGCCUCACCUCAAUGAUCUUGAGGAAGAUGUGAUCCCGGGAGAGGAGAAUCAUGUCGAGACGGAGGAAGAAUUCAAGCUUCAAGAAGAAGUCUAUCGUCGUGAGAAAGCUGAGCUCAUCGAAGAAGGCUGGAUUGUGGAAAAGGAAAGUGCAAGGGGCCCCUUGGACGUCGGCGUCAGAGUUGAAACAAGAUCGAAAAGGAACUACCGACAAGGGACAAUUGUGGAUCGGAACGAUAGCAAAUGGGUAGUGCAUUUUGAUGGAUACGACGAAACAGAGGAUGUCUCACCUCAAUCACUUGUUCAGAUUUAUGUUCCAGAUGUCUACGAACGAAAGUUUUAA